AUGGCGUAUUACGAUGGCGUCUCCGGCGAUUUGGUGGGGGGUUUCCUUUACUUUCCAGUAGAAGGUGCGGUGGACCGGUGGCGUGGGGAAGCGAAUUUUUGCUUAAAUGGGUUUGGGGAUCCGCCGGCGGCGGCGGCAGUUUCUGAUUCCGGCGGCUUCCGUCUUCCACGACCCACGCCAUUUUCAGCCCCCAGCUCGUGUGCACUUCCAGUUCUUACCCGGAUUAUCCGCGACGAACCGGAUCGCGACCCACCCCCCAGACGGCACCCCUACCGUAUUCCUCUCCACCGGGUCGACCAAAUUGAACCGGGUCGGGUCCUUGCUCGGGUCGAAAUUCCCGAACCCCUGCCCCACCACGAAGAAAUUGAACCCGUGCAGAUGCAGGGGAUGGCUCUCUGCCCCGAUUAUGCUCGUGUCCUGCAAAACGACCUCCAGCCUGGCGCCGAACGCCACCCCAGCAACCCUCGUCCCGCCUGA
Striga asiatica is the source of this 477-nucleotide messenger RNA. NCBI's taxonomy places the organism in Eukaryota, Viridiplantae, Streptophyta, Magnoliopsida, Lamiales, Orobanchaceae. The record is from the annotation of a GenBank genome assembly.